Messenger RNA from Impatiens glandulifera, 1305 nucleotides. RefSeq names its product F-box/kelch-repeat protein At1g23390-like. NCBI's taxonomy places the organism in Eukaryota, Viridiplantae, Streptophyta, Magnoliopsida, Ericales, Balsaminaceae. Gene Ontology annotation, cellular component: cytosol; nucleus. The record is from RefSeq and is a predicted model, not a curated record. Gene Ontology annotation, molecular function: protein binding. Gene Ontology annotation, biological process: proteasome-mediated ubiquitin-dependent protein catabolic process. Bases 1 to 1305 code for a protein of 434 amino acids. The transcript has 4 exons.
AUGAAUAAUUUGGUUAGAGAUGAUGAAGCUUCUUCUUCUUCUUCUAUCCAUGGAGAUAUCUUGGAAUCGAUACUCUCACGUGUGCCGCUCAUAGACCUAGUACAGGCGUCGCGCGUGUCAAGUUCAUGGAAUUGUGCCGUCGCCGCCUCUCUCUGCCACCAAAACAGUCCAAAGCCAUGGCUAACCUUAAACCCUAAAUUCCCUCCUCGUACCAAUUCAAUCAUAUCCCAUUCUUAUGACCCACGUUCAAACAUCUGGAACCGAAUUGAAACCCCACAUACAAUCGCUACCCACUCAUCCGCACUCCGAUCCGACGGCUCUAAUCUCCUCUACUCCAUAUCACCAUCCGGCCUAACCUUCUCCUCUGAUCCUCUGCAUCUCACCUGGCACCAAUCCACCGGUCCCAAGGUUUGGCGGGUCGACCCGAUUGUUUCUCUUGUUGGUACCCGACUAGUAGUUGCGGGCGGUGGCUGCGAGUUCGAGGAUGAUCCUCUUUCCGUUGAAGUCUACGAUGUUCCGACCCGAUCUUGGAGUGACGCUGGGUCAAUCCCAAUUGGACUCAAGGAAUCCGGUUCGUCCACGUGGCUGUCGACUGCCACCGAUGGCCGGAGACUGUUCGUGACGGAGAAAGAGUCCGGACUUAUGCAUGUAUUCGACCCGGAAACUAAAAUAUGGUCCCCUCCUUACUAUCUACCAAGGGACCCAACUGUAUUCAGCUCAAUUAUCACCUUCACCGGUGACAAGCUGUUCUUAAUCGGUCUAAUUGGGGAGAGGGGGAAUAUGGAGAAAUUGAAGAUUUGGUCACUUAAUUUGGAAAGUUUAGAGAUUGAAGAAGAAAUUGGGGAGAUGCCGAAGGAGAUGAUGGAGGAGAUAAGAAGAGAUGGUUUUCAAGCUUACUCUUUAAGCGUUUCCUCUGCAGAGAAUUGGGUUUUCAUAUACAAUUCUUCGCAAAUAAAAGGAGUCUAUAUUUGCGAGGUCGUCAGCAGUGGCGGCGGCGGCGGCAAGGGAUGUAGGUGGAUGAGAGAGAACAAUAUUGCGACGGCGGGCAAGGACAAUAGAAUGGUGGUGACGAGUUCUAAAGUGGGGAUUCAUGACAUCGGAAAGGCUUUGGAUUUGAUGGCGGGGAAUCGGAAGGAGAACGAGGCUUUCAGUUAUUUCAAAGAAGAUCCAUAUUUGUGUAAUGUGGUUUUGGCGAUAAUGGUGCUAUCAUGGUUAUGCAAAGUUGUUUUUUGUGAUAAUCGUGUUAUCAUGCCUGAAGGUGUGAGCAUUGGUACUUUCAGCCAUUAUAUGCCAUUAUACUUCUAG